Molecule: messenger RNA, 3612 nt
Organism: Coniophora puteana RWD-64-598 SS2
Lineage: Eukaryota; Fungi; Basidiomycota; Agaricomycetes; Boletales; Coniophoraceae
Exons: 5
Coding region: 160-2976 (938 amino acids)
Source: RefSeq, a predicted model, not a curated record
AUAGAACAAGAACUCAACGACAUCUUCAACAAGCACCCAGAUGCCCACGUAAACGAACAAGGAGAACUCGUCGUCCCCGCUGACGCUCUCGUCGAUGUAAUCCGCUCCUUCUCAGACCGCGACAACAGCGUCGAACUCCUUACAGAGUCCGAAACCGAAAUGCUCAAGCAGCUCCUCGACUCCAACCCCGGCAUCCAGGUCACCCCCAACAUGCUCCUCCAGUUCGUUGCCGCGCGCACGAAGCAGAGCCCUACCCACCAGAACACCGAAUUUGACCUCUCUCCCCCGCACUCGCCAAGGAUGGGGGAUGACGACCACACCCUGCCCUUGCGCGGCCGCAUGCCGACGCGCGAGGAUGACGAGGAGUUUGAGCCGCAAUCACGAUCAUCCAGCAAGAGUUCUACAGGGACCUCGCGUGCGCAUAGUCGUCCUCCCUCUGCGACGCCUCAGACCCCGACUUCUGGCAAUGCAUUCGACAAGCGCCAACGCACAACCCCGCUCACCAAUAGACCACCUUCUAGCUGGCAGCGAAGGCCAGCACCUGCUAACCGACGCAGGUCAUCCAGCGCAAUGAGUGACGAGGAGUCAUCCGACACCUCUUUUGGCCAAACUUCAACGCCCGGGUCGGGCCGCAAGAGCCGUCGCCCGUCUGGCUCCUCGUCCGUCACAGCCAGCCCCAACUCCGCCGGCACGUUCUCCCCUUCCCCUAGCACCGCCGCCACCAGCGCAGGCUCGCCCUCCCCAACAUGGGACCGCAAGUCGCGCUCACGCCCGCACUCGCGCACGCAGUCAUACAACCCUUUCACCAUCAACGUGCCCCCGUCGCCCGAGCACGGGGAGCACGGGGACCACUCCUCGUCGGACGAGCCCGGCUCGCCGCUCGACCAGACGCCGGACUCGUCGUUCGAGUACCCGUCGCAUGCGUCCGGCAACAGCUUCACCCGCUCGCUCGCCGAGCAGGUCUCGUCCCUCCCCAUGCCCCGCAUGAGCGGCGACUCGGAUAAUGACUCAGACGAGGAGGACGAGGUCGCGGCGGGGCUGGUGCUGGACCGGUCGACGGCGUCGAGCACGGUGUCGCUCGAGCCCCAGGAGCGGCUCGAGGCACUGCAGAAGGCGAACACGGACAUGAGCCGGAAGCUCGCGGAGGCGGAGCGGACGCUGCAGAAGAAGCUGCUCGAGCACGAGCUCGAUAUGGAGGAGAUGCAGAGUAAGCUGGACGAGCUCAAGAGUGAGCUGACGGCCACGAAGAGGGAGGAAAAGGAGUUGAGGGCGAAGGAGCGCACGAACUCGACGCAGCUUGCUUCGCUUGAGCAGGAGGUCGCGAAGCUGAAUAAGGCACUGGACAACGCGCGUACAGCGUACCAGAGCUUACAGAAGCAGUACCAGGAGCAGUGCAACGAAUCCGAGCGGUACCGCAACACCCUCCGCCGGCGCGACCAAGAGAUCAAGGACAUGCAAGACGCCGCAGGCCUGCAACAGAUCGAGCAGCAGAAGUGGCUUCGCGAGCGCGACUCGUACGACUCGCGCAUCGCCGCGAUGGAGGAGGACCUGCUGAUGGCGCAGCAGGCGCACGCGCAGCUCGACGAGCAGAAGCAGGAGAACCUGAUGCUCAAGGAGACGAUCGACCGGCUCCGGUACGAUAUGGACGAGAUGCGCAACAAUGCGAGUCAGGCGGCUGCGGCUGCGGGCGCGGGCAGCCUCAGUGCGCGGAACUCGAUGAGUAAGAGUUUGGGCGCGGAGCUGAUGAAGAUGAAGGACUGGGGGAUGCCAGUUGAGGAGGAUAUGAUGCAUGAUGUGGGCCACGAGGGGAUCGAGGUGGAUGUGCAUCCCGAGGAGGACGAUGGGGAUGAUACGGAGGGUGAGGAUGUGGUUGAGCAUCAUGUUAUUACAAGGACCAAGAGGAGGAUCGGCGGGCGCAAGACGGAGACGCUCAGGGUCACGGAGACCAAGGAGUAUACCGAGGUUGCUAUUCAGCACGAGCCCUCGCUGUCUACGUGCGAGAUCCAGACGGACCCUGAGCCACGACCGGUCUUACGCACGAUGGACGUGCAGACGGAUGAGCCCCCUGUCACGCCGACUGCAUCCAUGGAGAUCCAGACGGACGAGGAGCCCAUCACUCCCACUGCGUCAACGGAGAUUCAGACAGAGCCGGAGUACAUUCCACCGCCGAAAGUCACAGCGAGCAUCGAGAUUCAGACGGACGAGCCCGAGCCCACGUCGGAACCCACGACGUCUGACGACGAAGAGACUCUCACAUCCUCAUCUGCGACGGCGCUCCCGCCGACUCCGAAGCAGGCGGAGAAUGACCUCCCACCGUCAUACAACCAGGUCGAGGAGCAAGAGACCGAGGAGGAGCAAGAACAGCGCGAAUGGCGCGUCGUCUCGGACACGCUCAAGAAGUUCCACCGCGGAAUGCAGAUCCCGCUCGACGCACUCCCGCAGGGCAUCUCCGAGGACGCUGUCGAGGAGUGGCGCGCGCUCAAGGAGGAGCUCGGCGUCGAGUGCGCGGUGAUCGACAAGCUCGUCGAGGCGUCGCCCCGUACCGGCCGCCCGCGCCGCUCGUCCUCCAGUGCGAGCGGCUCCGCGCCUGGCCGGAGCUCCCGGCGGAACAGAUUCUACAACAUCUAUAACACGUACGUCUAUGGUGCCUCGAAGGAUGCUUCGGAUCCAUCCUCCGCAUCCAAUGGCAUGGGAAGCACGCUUGGCGCAGCGGCGAAGCAGCUGCUUGUGGGUGUCGGCGCGUCCGCGUUCGUGUUCCUCGCGAUGAGCCCCUAUCUCUCUCCUAACGCCUCGUAUGCGAACCACUAUGCGGUGCCCGGCGGGCCGACGUACUACGACCGCGCCGCGUGGUCCGGGUUCAACAGCAUGCAGCCUGCUGGCGAAGGGUUCGGGUUCGACGGCACGGCGGCGCUGUGGAACAUCAUUGGGCGGGUCGGGGUCGGUGCGGCGAGGAUCGCUGGCGGGUUCCCGACCUAGGGUCGCAACGCGUUCAAAACUUAUCCAUCCGACGACCUCUUGACGACUGACUGGCUUCUGGAUCGCUCACCAUCCCUGCUCAUUCGCAGACUCGUCUCGACCCUCUAUGCCUCUGCUCACCUAUGCCCUUGCACACACGCCCCUAUGUCUCCCCCUUGGUCCCUUCACUUCGCAUCUUGCAUCACCCCACAAAUCUCGCAUCCACACACCGCACACCAACAUCAAAAUACAAUCAACGACCUUGGCAUUGUACAUAGUUGCUCCUUAUAUUCGCCCGUACCAUCUCGCUCCGGUUUGCUUCCGCUGCUUAUUUGGCCUCCAUUUGCUCGCUUCUACUAACGCCUAAUCACCUUUAUGACCCCUUCAUGCCCAUGCUUCUCCUUUUCUCCUUUUACUUCAGGUCCCAUAAACAGCAUAUCUAAAUAAGCCUUCGCACUCGCGAAGCCCACGAUAUGCAUUUGCUCAGGUAUAGUUAACUGUCUAUGGUUUUGUUCCGUUCGCCGCGUCCCAUUUUGCCUCAUUUCCUUUCUGUUUCGCUGGUUUGACAUUUGACGUCUGACGUUCUACAUACAUACAUACACAGGUUCUCGCGUCCCUUAUGUAUACCAACCUAUUCCAAGCUCUUACUCAACCCCC